UAUUAUCCUAAAAAAUUGUAUCAUUUGAUUUGUGUUAUCUGUUAAACCUUAAUAAUAAUUAUUAAUUACUUUCUGACCCAAACAAUUAAUUUUAGAUCAGUCAGUCGUCUCUUAUUUAAAAAAAAAACGUAUCUUGUAUCAAGGGUUAGGAUAUUGUUUAUAAUAUCCAUCGAGAGUCGAUUCGAUAAUCGAUUCAUUCGUCGAAGAGAAUCGCAGUUUUUAAAUUCAAAUAAUCAUAGCGAACCAUAGGAAAUCUUUAGCGGAAUUUUAUUGAGCUCAAUUUUACAAAAACUUUGAAAUGUUGAGGAAUACAAUUGCCACGUUAACGUGUCCUCCUAGAAAUCGAGUGACUCUUUUAUUCGGUGGAUUGUUAGGCGUCGAAUUACUUUGGCAAAUAUACAAGAGGACUGUUAAUGUUAAAAAUGAAAAAUCAAAACCUAUCGAUGAGGUGCUAUUUUUUUCCGAAGAAUCAUCCGGCUGUCGAUUGCAUGCGCAUUCUCAAAUACCGUGCGAUCGAUCGAGUUGCUCGAUAAGAAACCUCAGAAAGUUAUUGGGGUGUAUAGAAUCUGCCGAGGAGACCCUUUGCAUCUGCAUUUACAUGGUCACCUGCGACGACAUCGCGAAAGCAAUAUUAAGGGUAUUUUCUCGUGGUGUGAAUGUAAAGAUUAUCGCUGACUAUGGAAUGUCGGAUAAUGUUGCCUGCGAUAAAAAAAUACGAGAUUUCAGAUCAAAAGGUAUUCGCGUCCGAAUAAAGAAGUCCGCAUACCUCAUGCACCAUAAAUUCGCCAUAAUUGAUGGCAAAAUUUUAUUGACUGGCAGUACAAAUUGGACGAAGCAGGCGUUGUACGGGAACUGGGAUAACGUGAUUAUCACAAAUCACGAGGCGAUCGUAGCACCAUUCGUUAAAGAAUUCGACAGAAUGUGGCUUCAGCUAACAAAGGAUGAAGACUAAACCCCCGUAUCUAUAAGACUGGACUAUACUGUAACAAAAUAGACGAAAGUUUUCAACGAACUUGAACUCAAUCGAAAUAAACGAAUGACAAUUUUCAUU
Athalia rosae (coleseed sawfly) is the source of this 1051-nucleotide messenger RNA. It is a transcript of the gene zuc, whose product is annotated as mitochondrial cardiolipin hydrolase. The transcript is spliced from 3 exons. The record is from RefSeq and is a predicted model, not a curated record. Gene Ontology annotation, cellular component: mitochondrion. Lineage: Eukaryota; Metazoa; Arthropoda; Insecta; Hymenoptera; Athaliidae. Gene Ontology annotation, molecular function: RNA endonuclease activity producing 5'-phosphomonoesters, hydrolytic mechanism. Gene Ontology annotation, biological process: piRNA processing. The coding region runs from base 299 to 952 and encodes 217 amino acids.